GUUAUGUAUAGUUCUAAUUGAAUUAACACAAGAAAAAAAAUUACGAUCAAUAUGGCUAAAAAGCCUAGUGCAACCGUAGGAUACGCCAUGCCGACAAACAAAGUAAAAACGGUAGUGCAACCAUCUUUGGUUACGUACGCUAAAGAACGUGGGAUCAAUCUUAUUGAAGUUGAUAUUAACAAGCCAAUUAUCGAACAAGGCCCUUUUGACGUCCUUGUGCACAAGGUUUAUGGUGAUGAAUGGAAUGCUCAGUUACGUGACUUCAAAGUAAAGUAUCCUAAUGUUGUCGUUUUUGAUCCUCCGGAGGCUAUUGAAUGUAUCCAUAACCGCGAAUCCAUGCUCGAUGCUGUUAAUCACCUUCAAGUUCCUCCAUUCACGUCCGAUGAAGGGGCUUUUUCUGUUGGAACACCUACACAGAUUGUGAUCAAUGCCGGAGAUAAUACACAAGAAAGUCUAUCAACCAUCCAAGAAAAACUAACCUUCCCAAUAAUAGCCAAGCCACUACUAGCCAACAGCAACGACAAGGCGCACGAAAUGUCGGUCAUAUUCACCCCCCAUGGCUUAAACAAAGUGCAACCCCCUGUAAUUCUCCAACAAUUUAUAAACCAUGGAGGAAUCCUCUUUAAGGUUUAUGUAGCAGGAGACCAUGUAAAAUGUGUCAAAAGAAAUUCAUUGCCUGAUUUUUAUUUUGAUCCCAAAAAAUUAGGGUCGACUACAGAGAAUGAUAUUAUGUCGUUUUCUCAAAUUUCGAGCUCGGUUGUUGAGGAUGAAGAUAAGUUUUUAAAAGAUGCUAAAAUGCCCUCUUUAGAUAUGGUUUAUACCAUAGCAAAAGGACUAAAAGAAGGAUCUAAGCUUAAUCUUUUUAACUUUGAUUUGAUUAGAGAUGGUAAUGAUGGUAAUAAGUACUUAAUUAUUGAUAUUAAUUACUUCCCUGGUUAUGCUAAAGUGCCUGGUUUUGAGAGGUUGUUGACUGAUUUCUUUUGGGAUGUUAUCAACCAAAAGAAUAAAGAUUGUGCUAGGCAUGUGCAGAGAAAGAAUAGUUGUUUAACUGUGAUGUAUAACUACGUAACAUGUCAGUUUUUUAGGUUGAUUAAUAGAACGUAA
This is a messenger RNA of Amaranthus tricolor (Joseph's coat), 1104 nucleotides long. RefSeq names its product inositol-tetrakisphosphate 1-kinase 1-like. Gene Ontology annotation, biological process: inositol trisphosphate metabolic process. Gene Ontology annotation, cellular component: cytoplasm. The transcript is spliced from 2 exons. NCBI's taxonomy places the organism in Eukaryota, Viridiplantae, Streptophyta, Magnoliopsida, Caryophyllales, Amaranthaceae. Gene Ontology annotation, molecular function: inositol-1,3,4-trisphosphate 5-kinase activity; inositol-3,4,5,6-tetrakisphosphate 1-kinase activity; inositol-1,3,4-trisphosphate 6-kinase activity. Bases 52 to 1104 code for a protein of 350 amino acids. The record is from RefSeq and is a predicted model, not a curated record.